Messenger RNA from Sitodiplosis mosellana (orange wheat blossom midge), 6062 nucleotides. RefSeq names its product ras-related protein Rap-2c (gene Rap2l). Gene Ontology annotation, molecular function: GTPase activity; GDP binding; GTP binding. Lineage: Eukaryota; Metazoa; Arthropoda; Insecta; Diptera; Cecidomyiidae. Gene Ontology annotation, biological process: negative regulation of cell migration; Rap protein signal transduction. The coding region runs from base 4511 to 5059 and encodes 182 amino acids. The record is from RefSeq and is a predicted model, not a curated record. Gene Ontology annotation, cellular component: plasma membrane. The transcript is spliced from 6 exons.
AACGAAACCGAAUGUCGACACACUCUGUCACUACACCAAUUAAACGUUACGACAAUAAGCCGCGCACACAAGCAGCAGCAGCAGCAGCAACAACAACAGCCGUACACAGCACACACAAUCUGCUGCUAUAGUAUUCAUUCCACACACUGAGCGAGAGAUCCAAAACUAUCACGCGCGCGCGCAUUGCACUUAAAGAAGGAGAAGAGAGAAAAAAACACACAACACGGAGACAACAUUCGAAUCAAAGACAUCCCAUCAAUGUGUGGUAGCAAAUUAGUGAAUUUUUGUGAAUUAAAAUCAUCGAAUUGAUUUCGAUUUGCGUCCAAUAUUUUUGGUUGACAUUUGAUUUUGAAAAUAGUGUACGAUAAAUACUGUAUGUACGAUUUAAAUAAUAAUAGUAGUCGUAGACAUUUAUAUAUCUACAUAUAUAUAUAUCUGAGGUGCGGAAAUAAUUACAAAUUCUCGUGCGCAUUUUGUAUUUGAUUAAAAAGUGUGCGUGUCCAUAUAUGUGUGUAUGGGUGUAUUUAGCAAACAGCAAGAACACGCAAAGCAAUGGGGAUGACAAACCCAAAAAAUUCAUAGAAUGGAUUUACAAUUGAUGAAUAAAUUUUGAUACCAACCAAAUUUUCAGCCAUAUUUAUUGGCAAAAUUGCCAGAGAGAGAGAGAGAGAAAGAGAGACGAGCUAAAUAAAAAAAGUCAAAGUGAGAAUUCAAUCAUAUUCUAUUCAUGUGCAUUUUGUGUAACUGAGUCAUCGAUCGGACAGUAUACAGGCGAGUGAGCCAAUGAAUGAUGAAAAAGAGACGGAGAGCGAGAAAGAGAGACACAGAGUACGAGAGAAAGAGAACAAAACAACGAAGAAAAACAACAACAUUUGUAUUCAUGCUAACGAAUUCAAACCAGAAAUGAAGAAAAAUAUAAAACGACUGGAUGAUUCAUCGUUGAAAAAUCUGGUCGAUGCUAAAUUUUUUUUCUUUCUUACUCGCUCUCUCUCUCUCUCUCACACACACACACGCUGGAAGAUAAAAGGGGCGACUUACGCAUCAAUCUUGAUGCAGAUUUUGAAAUGUUGCUGUUGUGAUGCAUGCAUAAUAAACAAAGUCGGCUAGUUUAAUAUUCAUUUUCAAAGUGUCCCGUUCCGAACUGUUUCAGAUCUUCAGUCAAAGUGUGUGUGUGUGUGCCUUUAUUUUUUUAUUGCGAAAAUUAUCAGUUCUGGAAUGUUAAUGGUUGUCAUUAAAAUGAAACAGUUGAGCUAGUUGGCUUAUGUAUAAAUCAAAUUAUCCAAUUCGUUUUCGGCUGACUUGAUGAUUUAAUAAUAUCAAUACAAAUGAGUGUUUAUUGAAAAGCAAUGAAGAACGAUAUGGCAACAACAAAAGCAACAACUUCGUCGUCGUCGUCGUCGUCGUCGUCCAACGAACAAAAAAGAGCUCCAUUCAAACGCAGACUUUCGAGUAAUUUUAUAGCAGCUCGAAAAUAGUGCAAUAAAAUGUCAGUCACGUGCGAUUUUUGUUGCCUACAUAUAUGUACUAUGACGGUUAAUUUUUUUUUCUCUGUUGCUGCAGCUACUAUUAUUUCUGCCUGAAAUUUUCAUUGCUAACCGACCAUCGAAACACACCAAAUGAUCGACAUCGCGAAUGAAAAACAAGCAAAUAACAGAGAGAAAAAGAAAAAAAAACUCGAACCAAAAUUGAUUGGUGGCUAGAAAAUUGCAGCCUAUUGCAUUGGUUCCAAUUUAAAUCGAAUCCAAUUCAAUGGCACAAUUCCUCAAUCAUUUGGAAAAAUGAAUUCACCUUGCUAUAAUCACACGAACAAACAUUCAAAGUUGACAUGAUCGCCUAUUCAAAAUUACCUUACAACUAACAGCACUACGAGCGAGACUCAGACACAAACACACACACGCAUCGCACAUGCACACAUAUUGGGAAGAAUUACCGAAGAUGGAACAUACGACGACGUCGUUGACAUAUGUAUUUGGACCCACACGCCGACUACCAACAAUAAACCGUCGGCUCCGUAUGGUGGAAUUAUGUUGAACUAUUUCGCAUUCAAUACAUACACACACAGAUCGAAACAAAUAGGUUUUUGUUCUUUUGAUUCGUCGGUCGAUGUAGUUGUGUGUAUGUAGUUUUUUUUUCUGAGUAUGCACAUAUGGAAUUGUAGACAGUAGACACGACACGCGUUAAGUUGUACCAAAAAUCGCACAAAGCAAUCGCUCAAUUGAACCGUAUGAACAUAUUUUUGCCUAUAGAUCGACACAUACACGGAUAGAGAGAGUGAACGAGUGCGAGAGAAGAUGGGGUAGACACAAUACAGAUAAGAGUGAGAAAAAGAGACUCAAUACUCAUACACCGGCAUCAUCAUCAAAUACCAUCGACCAUGCAUACAUACACACAUCACUUCACAUCCAUACCAAACACUCACUCAUACACAUACACAUACACGCGCGUACACCACACGCACGCACGCACACAUCCAAACACACAACAACAUACGGUCUCAGGGUCUAUUGUACGGUUUAUUGUUUGAAUAUAUAUCUGAUGGUUCACUCACUUAUUUCAAGCCCCAGCCUCAUAUAAAACAAAAUGGCUAAUAGUAAUCACAUAAAAGAAAACACCGCUACUGCAUAGUGUGAACGAACAAAAAAAAAAUUAUACGAAAAUAUAAUUUUUCCGUAGACUUUUUUAUUUGUAUAUUGUAAAUAUUUAUUUCAGUUUCGGUAUUAUUAUUAUUAUUUUUUUCGUGGUGAUUUUUUUUCCAUUCUCGCGGGGGGUUUUUUUGUUCAUCAAUCCGGUGUCGAGUUUGAGUUGUGAUUUUUUUCUUCUUCUCUCAACCAACCAACCAACAAAUAGAAAAAAAUACAAUAACAACAAGUCAAUCGGAAAGCAAAAAAAAAGUAGAAAAAAAAAACAAUUUACGGAAUAUAGAUGAGCAAAUUAAUUAAGGAUUUACAAACACGAACAACGAGCACUAGUAGUGGCAAUAAGUAUAGAAACAACAAUCACAUGAUAUCAUAGCCGAAGCCGUCUCUUACUGACAACACAGCAGCAGCAGCAGCAUAGCGCUGAAUAACCCAAGAACAUUUUUUUUUGAACAUUAGAAUCCGAACAACACAUUCGUUCGCGUACGCGCGCGCGUCCGCUCCGUUUGAAGGAUAUCAUGGCAUAUACUCGUUGAAAAAAACAGGAGCACCGAAGCUGAGAGUGAGUGAACAAAAAAGGAAACAACAAAUUCAAUACAACAUUUAAAAUUGCAUCCACAACAAAACAAACAACAAAACGAACGAGAGUGAAUAGAGAAAGAGAGAAAACGAAUCAAAUAUUAUUAAUCCAAAAGAGAAAAAAAAACAAUUGUGUUAUGGAGAGUUCCUGAAUCAAAACAACGAAACGUGCAACUUUUGACUUUAUUUAGUCCAAAGUUGAGAAAAGAAUAUCGCUUACAUUUUACAUCACUAGAUGGACACUUAGUUUGGGCCAAGAAAAAACAAAACAAAACGACCAAAAAAACCAAAAACAGAAAAAAUCACAACAAGAAGCAAAGAAAUUUAGUUCGGUUUUACCCAGAUCGAUAGAGAGAGAGAGAAAGAGGAAUCAGUUGAAGUUUUAGCAAUUAUUCUAUAUGUGGAAACGAUUUUGUUAUUUUUUUUGAGAAAUAAAGACGUUCGACACGAAAGAGAGGGAGAGAGAGAGAACGCAAACGGCACGAGAACCAGCAAAUAUCAUAAAAGAAAAGGAAUAGACAGCGUGAACAAUCGAGAGCGAGAGCGAGAGAGACAGAGAACGAGAGCGAGCGAGCUGUUAUCGUUAAUCGGUGUGGUGUAGUAGCGUGUAGCAGCUUGGUUGUACGUGCUGGCGACAAGAGACGAGAGUGUGAAUAAACUGAAAAUAAAAUGAACACCACAGCACAAAACUGUAUACGCCGAAUGAAUCAAAAUUAAUAGCCGAUAAGGCCGGGAUACUUAUCAAUCUGUUCAGUUCAGUUCAGUUCAGUUCUCGUUUUUUUUUUCGUUUUUGUUGUGUUUCAUUUGACAUUUUUUUUCUCUCUUCAUUUUCUGUUUUACGAAAACAUACAAAAGAAGAAAAACAUUGCAAAGCAAUUGGAGAAUUUGUACUAAUAAACCAUAACAAGUAGCGAUUGCAAAUUGCAAGUUGCAUAGAGCACAUAAAUCGAGCGUGUUAGUGAUGUGACAUUCGCGAAAUAUUAUCAUCAAAUUUCGUUCAUUGCAGUAUUGUUUCUUUUUUUCCGUUCGUUGCGUUUUUGCCACAACAAUAUAUAUACUAACACAAAUACAUACGGAGGAAACAACUGAGGCGAACAACACAACAGACGAAAGACAAAUUCGACGUUUUAUUCUUUCGUUACUUAUCAAGCAAAUUAAAGAAAACACAGCAGAGCACAAACAAUAAUAAAUCUCAGUACCAAAAUUAGGCGUGAUAGAUAUAUAUAUAUAUAUAUAUCGAUAAAACGAUAUUAUUUCCGGAAAUAGAUAUCAGUUUUAUUGAGUGAGACGGCAAAAUGCGUGAAUUCAAAGUGGUGGUACUCGGUUCGGGGGGUGUUGGCAAAUCAGCGUUGACCGUUCAAUUCGUUUCCGGCUGUUUCAUCGAAAAAUAUGAUCCAACGAUCGAGGACUUUUAUAGAAAAGAGAUUGAGGUGGACAAUUCGCCAUGUGUUCUCGAAAUAUUGGAUACUGCUGGAACAGAGCAAUUUGCAUCGAUGAGGGACUUGUACAUAAAAAAUGGCCAUGGUUUUAUCGUUAUGUAUUCAUUAACAAAUCACCAAACAUUUCAAGAUAUAUCAAAUAUGAAAAAUGUUAUUAGUCGUGUAAAAGGAAGCCAACCGGCCCCUAUACUCCUAGUCGCCAAUAAGCUCGAUUUAGAAUGCCAAAGAGAAGUCUCUACAUCAGAAGGACGAGAUUUAGCAGGAGCAUGGGACUGUCCAUUUAUAGAGGCGUCUGCCAAAGAUCGAAUCAAUGUGAAUGACGUGUUUGCGAGCGUGGUACGAGAAAUGAAUAUGACAUCCGAGAAGCGACAACAAAAAAGCUAUUGUUGUUGUACGUUAUUAUAGGAAAAACAUAAUUACAUGUAUUGGAUAAUUUCAUAAUUUUAAAGAGAAAAAAAAACAAACACACACAGAGAUAAACAACAACAACAAAAUGAUUUUUACAUAUUAAGCCUAUGUUACAGUUGUGGAAAACUAUUUUCAACGAAUAAUUUUUGUUUUGAAACUUAAAGAGAGAAAGAGAGAAAGAAAAUGAAACGACCGAAACCCACAUAAAGAUUUCUUCUUCUUCUUUUUCCCCGGUAUAUUUGUUUUGCUGCUGUUGGCGAUAAAUGACCUUUCGUUUGCGAAUGAAGGAAGGCAAUAUUGCGAUCGUUUCAAAACAAGCAUUUUUUGUCGAAAAUUUUUCUGGAAUUGAUGUAUAGACUUUUCUUUUAAAAACAUAGAUACGUAUACAAGAAAAUGAAAAAAAAACCCUGUCAAAAUAUUAUUUACGAAAAAAAAGAGCGAAACAGCAACAGCAAUUUCUAAACAAGAAUAGAAAGGGAAGAAAGCAAAGAAAGAAAUGAAGAGCAAACAACGGGAAUGCAAGCAAACACAUUCACAACCACCAGUUAUUUUCAUUAGAAGAAUGAGUAUAUAUUAUUCGCACUAUCAACCCGAAAAAUAUAUAGCUUACAGCAUAGGAAACAAGAAACCAAGUAACAGCGUAAUAAAAACAAAGAACCACACACACACACAUACACACAAAACACCCGCACGCCGAAUAGAUGAGCAACACACCGCAAUUGAUGUGACGAAGAAGAGAAAAGAAAAAAUUGAUUAUAUUUUCCGUUUUCCACAGAGAAAAACAACAACCACAACAAACAAACUGAUAAGACAUUAUUGUUAUGAUUUUUUUAAGCAAUUCUUAAUGAAUAUAGUGCAUGGCUACGCGAAAAUGCAUUUAAAAAUCUAUUAACUGUAAUUUUCUAUUUGCGAAAGUGAAAAACAAACAAAAAAACCGUUCAGAACACGAACAGAAUUUAGGAAAUUUUUUAAUAAAAAUGAUAUUUAUAUAUGAGAACAA